Messenger RNA from Paramecium pentaurelia, 687 nucleotides. The record is from the annotation of a GenBank genome assembly. Lineage: Eukaryota; Ciliophora; Oligohymenophorea; Peniculida; Parameciidae.
UAAUGAAGAAUUUAUUUAUAAUUGGAUGCCUAUUGUAGCUCAUCAAUUCAGUUUCAAUAGGAGUUGAAGGUGGCUCAGUCAAAUGUUUCUUUUUUGAUGGAUUUGAUGGAUAAAUAGUGAAAGUGCCUUAUGUUGUAACAGGAAUAAAUGAAGAAAAUGUUUUUGUGGAAGUAUAUAUAAAUAUGUAUUAGUUAUUUGAAACAAUAUUAGAAAACAAUAUUGAAUAUAACAAAACCUUAGAAUCUUAAGAAGGGAAAAGAGAAGGAUAAUUAAAACAUAUUGUUUAAGGAAAAAAAGAAAUUUAUUUAUGCUUUUAAUCUAAUGAUAGUUACUAUAAAAUAUUUAGCUUUGAUAUAGAUAUUAGUGGAGUAGAUAAGAACUUUGCUGAUAAAAGUAUUAUAAAUAUUUGAAUAUAGAUUAAUUGGAUGAGACUGAGGGAUCAUUAAAAUAAGUAUUAUCGAAGAUGCAUAAAGUUUAUAGAAAUCAACACUUUUAAAUUGAUAGAGAGAAUUAUCAUGAGAAAUGUAUAUAAUUCAUUAAAAAUAUAUUAGUGAUGGAAAGUACUGAAAAUUAAGUAAAAUGGUGUGCUUUAUGUAAAAUAGUAGUAUUAAUGAGCGUGUGUUUAAUAUAAAUAUAUAUGCUAACUAAUUUCUUUAAGGAUAAGAGCUUUGGUCCCAGUGUUUGAGU